This is a messenger RNA of Cephus cinctus (wheat stem sawfly), 582 nucleotides long. RefSeq lists its product as uncharacterized. The record is from RefSeq and is a predicted model, not a curated record. The transcript has 2 exons. NCBI's taxonomy places the organism in Eukaryota, Metazoa, Arthropoda, Insecta, Hymenoptera, Cephidae. Gene Ontology annotation, molecular function: nucleic acid binding; zinc ion binding. Bases 1 to 549 code for a protein of 182 amino acids.
AUGAGGACCCUUACGAGUGUCGCUAAAUGCGUCGAACGCACGUUCUCAUUGUCCCGACAGUAUCGCGCACCGCCGUCGCCGGAUCAGUCGCUUUUGCCGGCACUAGCGUAUCGGGAUACUAGUUCACGUAGGAGAGGCAACACAGCGGCCUUGGAUCUCACGAGCUCGAGAAUCAAUCUAGUCUCAGAUGAAGAAUCGAACGCGUCACGAAACGCAACUAAGCAAACGAAUGCAGACACACCCCGGAACAACGUCUCGAGUACCGAUCGCGUUAAAAGGAAAGCCACGACGACACCGCGCGACAAUAGAAGGAGGAGCGGAAAGAACGUGCGAAGGUCCGCAGCUUCCGAGCAAGCUAUGGCUACGGUCGAGGCCGACGCGAAUCGGGAUAACGCAGGGGAAUCCAACUUUAAAUUAGCCUGUUGGAAUUGCGGUAAGACAGGGCACAGAUAUAAUGCGUGCAAGGAACCGCGGAAAAGAUUCUGUUAUCGUUGCGGUAAAGAUGGAGUUACAUACCAUACAUGCCCUAGAUGUUCGGGAAACAUGUAAGGAGGACACCGAAACGGACACGGUCGCCUCCUA